This is a messenger RNA of Protopolystoma xenopodis, 807 nucleotides long. Lineage: Eukaryota; Metazoa; Platyhelminthes; Monogenea; Polystomatidea; Polystomatidae. The record is from the annotation of a GenBank genome assembly.
AUGGAGAGUAAUAUGUUCGUCCACUUUCUCGAAAAUUUGUGCAACUCAGCACUUUUGACUUGCUCGUUGCACGCUCCCGAAUUCGUCUUCCCUCCUCCUUUGGUUGUUAUUACCUCUGAAUUAAGAAUGACAUUUGAUGAUUUGCACGAGAAAGCGGAAGCUUGUAAGGCCGAAGCUAAUUCUUAUUUCAAAGCUGGUGACUUUGAUAAAGCUAUUGCAUCCUACACCAAAGCAAUUGAACAUGAGGAGUCGGCCAUUUAUUACGCUAAUAGAAGCCUUGCUUAUUUAAAGACGGAAUGUUUUGGGUAUGCCCUUAAUGAUGCGUCCAAGGCAAUAGAACUCGAUAAUACAUACAUCAAGGGAUACUAUCGAAAAGCAUCCGCAAAUAUGGCUCUUGGAAAGUUUAGAGAGGCGCAGGAUGAUUUUGAGGCGGUUGUCAGAGUAGCCCCUGGUGACAAGGAUGCUAGAGUGAAGCUUACAGAAUGUCAGAAGAUUGCCAGGCUGAAGGCUUUUGCCAAAGCAAUAGCAGUGGACGAAAAAGCUUCACUCAUUGACACAGUGGAUCUCUCAUCCAUUAUUGUUGAGCCAAGUUAUGACGGGCCGCAUCUUGAACGAAGAGAAUCACCAACAAAUGACGAAUCUUAUUCUUAUAUUGUCACAGAAUCUUUCAUGCUCGCGCUUUUAGAAUGUUAUAAAAAACAAAAGCAUCUGCAUAAGAAGUAUGCUCUGCUCAUUCUUCGGGAAAUACGAAAUAUUCUCAUUGGCCUCCCUAGCCUGGUCGAGAUUGAUGUCCCGGACGUGAGUUAA